Molecule: messenger RNA, 2679 nt
Organism: Paralichthys olivaceus (Japanese flounder)
Lineage: Eukaryota; Metazoa; Chordata; Actinopteri; Pleuronectiformes; Paralichthyidae
Source: RefSeq, a predicted model, not a curated record
CGCAGCCCCUCUGGCCUGAGAUGGGAGCGCACACAGCGGCACCAUCACGGCCGAAGACGCUGGAGGAGCACAGAGGAGGAGAAACACCACCAGCACCGCUAACAGUGCCGUGGAGGAACAUGGGAUAAUGGAACAAAUCGUCCCCCUCGCACCGGCUCCCUCCUCCGCGUAAAACCCGCAACUCACAUGUUGUCGUCCCUCCACGUUUUGCGCUUUUUCACGCGUCCUCCUUGAAGCGCUGCGGGUACAAAGGCGCCUUGGACCCGAGGAGGAGCAGCAGCGGCACCUGGGAUUCAUGGACACCAUGGAGUGACGCCUCCACCUCCAACCUCACACUGAGACAGUGAGUAACCCAGGAGCGAUUAAAAAACACUUUCACCUCUUUUUCAUCCCCCCCUUCCCGAGAUCCACAUCACCCUGGUCACAAAGACACCAGCUGUCAUUGUGGCUGAGAGAUUUCCUUUUUUGAUUUUCACUCCUCCUCUGAAAAGUGACCUUUUCUGGAAUAAUGCAUGAGAAACACGAAGUUUGCUCCAGUUUUUUAUUCCUCUCUCUGCGCAGCACGUUCCCAGUGACUGACCAGCCGGUUUCUCUUGUUCAUGAUGGGAUGUAUUGUUGCGCCCGCGCAGCUCACGACAAGUGUCAGCAAUUAGACUGUGUGUUUGUGGACGGGUUACCUCGAGGCCUGCUCUGAACACUGCUCUGCUGCUGGAGCUGGACAUUGUUGUUGGGAAGGAGUCGGUGUUGGAAAGGGACAAUCUGAGCGUCCUUGGCGUCUUCCCUCCCUCCCUCCCCUUGAGACGGGGGUCGGUCACAGAAAUACAUUUGGAACAAUAUGGUGGAGCCAGUUGGAUUCAUGGAGGCGUGGAAAGCGCAAUUCCCAGAGUCUGAGCCACCCAAGAUGGAGCUGAGGUCAGUAGGGGGCAUCGAGCAGGAGCUGGAGAGGUGCAAGGCGUCCAUCAGGCGUCUGGAGCAGGAGGUGAACAAGGAGCGAUUCCGCAUGAUCUACCUGCAGACCCUCCUGGCCAAAGAGAGGAAGAGCUACGACAAGCAGCGGUGGGGCUUCAGGAAGACGCCGCUGAACGAGGGGAUGGACCCCGCAGCCACACAGGGGGCAGAGUCCCAGCAGCCACACAUGCAGGAGACUGGUGGGGUCGGAGUAGGGGUUUGUGGUGGAGGGUAUGGCUGCGGUGGUGGUGGUGGUGGGGCCAUCAUGGACAGGACUCGCUUCCAGCCUCUUGGAGAUGGCACAGGCAGAACCAAACCGAGACCCCCACCUGCCAGAAAGUCAGCCUCCCACGGAGACGGACUGGAGUCAGCGUUUGAGGUGCCGCAGCAAGUUGAGUCGACAUCCUGCGACAACCUGGACGGCCUCUCGCCAUCCAAGCAGAGAGGCGGCAUCUCAGUCUCUCCCCGCAGGCCCACCCUUCCACCCCCAGACAAGGAUCUGCCCUCUGACCCCAAGGACAAACUUGGGAUGGGACUUGGUGUGGCGGCUCUGAGAUCCAACUUUGAGAGGAUCAAACGGGCCAACUCUCACUCUGCAGGUGAUGUAGCUAAGGGUCAGGAGAAGCAGCUACCGCCUCCACCACCGCCAUUUUACACUAACAUGGAAUUCCACCACGAGAGGGGUCUGGUGAGGGUCAAUGACCGUGACGUCUCUGACAAGAUCAGCUCCUUAGGCAGCCAGGCCAUGCAGAUGGAGAGAAAGAGAUCUCUUCACUCCCUCCCAGGUAACCUGGCAACAGUAGCUGGGGAGCUCCGCGCCAGGCCAGUGUACAGAGGACGUUCCACCGAGAGCACCUGCGGCUAUGACGCAGAAUAUGAAGAUGGAGAGCCCAAUCAGAGACAUUCAGGGAGAGCCAACGGGGGAAAGCCUCCGCCCCCACCUUGGCAGCCCUCUGACUUCCAGGCCUACUCCAGUGUCUAUGUUGGUGGGGUGAUGAUGGGCGAAGGUGGGGGUGGAGAUGGUAGAUCUGGAGGUGGUAGCGGAGUCACAAUGAGAGACCACGGGGGAGGAGACGACCACCUCCUGACCUGGCCACGCCGAUCCUACUCCCCAGGUAGUUUUGAGGAUGUGGGUGGAGGCGGCGGCUACACGCCGGACUGCAGCUCCAACGAGAACCUGACAUCCAGCGAGGAGGACUUCUCCUCUGGCCAGUCGAGUCACGUCUCACCCAGCCCCACCACGGCCUUCCGUCGGCCCUUCAGAGAGAAGAGCCGCUCGCCAUCCCAGAACUCGCAGAAUUCCCAGCACUCUUUGGACAGCAGCAGCCCGCCAACGCCGCAGUCCCAGAAGCGUCAUCACCGACAGCAGGGAGGCCACGUGGUCAUGUCUGAGGCCACUAUUGUGAGUGUUCGCAAGACCGGUCAAAUCUGGCCACCUGCUGCCCAUCAUGACCUCUUGCCCCACGGCAGAACAUCCCACGACAACAGUUUCCAUGGAGACCACCUAGCCACACAGAGACUGAGUGGACGUCAAACUGCAAAUAGUCUUGUGUGGAACUACUCCACUCCAGAGAGAGUCACGUACAAGAGAUGAUGACCAGUAUUCACAGCCGUGUAAACAACACAACAGUGGGUGGGGCUAUAAGCUCCGUCACAUGGUUCAGUCUGUCACAUGUAAUUUAGGUUAUUCACUUAUCACGUGGAACAGAAGCAAAUAUAUAAUUGACUAUA